AUGCGUAAAAAUAAAGUAAAAGAAGAAAUUCGACAUGGGAUGAAAGUCAUUCGUAAAGAGAAAAUGGAUUUUCAUUGUAAAUGCUACCUUUGGAGGGUAAAAGACAGAGAUUACUCAAAAAGGAUUAAAAUGGAUAAUGUGGACUGCGAUGGACAUUUAGGGGCGAGGAUUUUCAUCUGA
This is a messenger RNA of Clunio marinus, 180 nucleotides long. The record is from the annotation of a GenBank genome assembly. NCBI's taxonomy places the organism in Eukaryota, Metazoa, Arthropoda, Insecta, Diptera, Chironomidae.